This is a messenger RNA of Grammomys surdaster, 4154 nucleotides long. RefSeq names its product caldesmon 1 (gene Cald1). Gene Ontology annotation, biological process: muscle contraction; actin filament bundle assembly; angiogenesis. Lineage: Eukaryota; Metazoa; Chordata; Mammalia; Rodentia; Muridae. Bases 242 to 1930 code for a protein of 562 amino acids. The record is from RefSeq and is a predicted model, not a curated record. Gene Ontology annotation, molecular function: calmodulin binding; actin binding; myosin binding. Gene Ontology annotation, cellular component: actin cytoskeleton. The transcript is spliced from 15 exons.
GGGUUGCCUGCCUGCCUGACUGCCUGCUUGCUCUCUUGCUGGGUUGCUUAAAGGAAUCCUUGCAUUCAGACAGCGGGACGUCCCUCGUUGGGAAGAAGCUGCUGCCCUAGAGAUAAUCAAUAACAGAUUUCAAGAUCAUCAAAUUCAACCCACAGGGUGGACAGUCAAAGUUUCAGAAGUAGACAGCUGACUGCUUCCAUAUCGAGACAUUAUCUGGGCUCCCUAAACCGGAAACCUCACUAUGGAUGAUUUCGAACGUCGCAGAGAACUCAGGAGGCAAAAGAGAGAGGAGAUGCGGCUGGAGGCAGAGAGAAUUGCCUAUCAGAGAAACGAUGAUGAUGAAGAAGAGGCCGCCAGGGAACGGCGCCGCCGAGCCCGUCAGGAAAGGCUGCGGCAGAAGCAAGAGGAAGAGUCCUUGGGACAGGUGGCAGACCAGGUGGAGGCCCAUGUCCAGAACAGUGUUCCUGAUGAAGAGUCUAAGCCAGCCACUGCAAACACUCAGGUAGAAGGUGAUGAGGAGGCAGCCUUACUGGAGCGCCUGGCUAGGCGAGAAGAGAGACGUCAAAAACGCCUUCAGGAAGCCUUAGAGCGUCAGAAGGAGUUUGAUCCGACCGUGACAGAUGGCAGUCUCUCAGUCUCAAGCAGAAGAAUGCAAAAUGACUUAGCCGAAAAUGAGACAGCAGAGGGGGAAGAAAAAAGAGAGAGUCGCUCAGGACGGUAUGAGGUGGAAGAAACAGAAGUGGUCAUCAAGUCCUACCAGAAGAACAGCUAUCAGGAUGCUGAAGACAAAAAGAAAGAAGAAAAGGAGGAGGAGGAGGAGGAAGAGAAGCUGAAGGGAGGGAGACUUGGCGAAAAUCAGGAAGAAGAAAAGGGAGUUAAAGGGCAAGCUCAAAGACAAAUGCCCCAAGAUGACAAGCCUGCCUUCAAAAAGGAAGAGAUCAAAGAUGAGAAGAUUAAAAAGGACAAAGAGCCCAAAGAAGAAGUCAAGAGCUUCUUGGAUCGAAAGAAAGGAUUUACAGAUGUGAAGGCACAGAAUGGAGAAUUUAUGACCCACAAACUUAAACAAACUGAGAAUGCUUUCAGCCGUUCAGGAGGCCGGGCCAGUGGGGACAAAGAAGCCGAAGGUGCCCCACAAGUGGAAGCCGGCAAGAGGCUGGAGGAGCUGCGCCGACGCCGUGGGGAGACGGAGAGUGAAGAGUUCGAGAAACUCAAACAAAAGCAACAGGAGGCAGCCUUGGAGCUGGAAGAGCUGAAGAAAAAGAGGGAAGAGAGAAGGAAGGUCCUGGAGGAAGAGGAGCAGAGAAGGAAGCAGGAGGAGGCUGAUCGGAAAGCUAGAGAGGAGGAAGAGAAGAGGAGGCUAAAAGAAGAGAUCGAAAGGAGAAGGGCAGAAGCUGCUGAGAAACGCCAGAAGAUGCCAGAAGAUGGCCUGACUGAGGACAAGAAGCCGUUCAAGUGCUUCACUCCCAAAGGCUCAUCUCUCAAGAUAGAGGAACGGGCAGAGUUUUUGAAUAAGUCUGUGCAGAAAAGUGGUGUCAAAUCUACUCAUCAAGCGGCAGUGGUCUCCAAGAUUGACAGCCGGCUGGAGCAGUAUACCAAUGCAAUUGAGGGAACAAAAGCUUCAAAGCCUAUGAAGCCUGCAGCAUCUGAUCUUCCUGUUCCUGCUGAAGGUGUCCGCAAUAUCAAGAGCAUGUGGGAGAAAGGGAGUGUGUUUUCAUCCCCCUCUGCCUCGGGAACACCAAAUAAGGAAACUGCUGGCCUGAAGGUGGGAGUUUCCAGCCGCAUCAAUGAAUGGCUAACUAAAUCACCAGAUGGCAACAAGUCACCUGCUCCCAAGCCUUCUGACCUGAGGCCAGGAGAUGUAUCUGGCAAGCGGAACCUCUGGGAAAAGCAAUCUGUGGAUAAGGUCACUUCCCCUACUAAGCAGGUCUGAAACAAUCGGAGAAAGAACCCAACUGCAAGCCGUCUUGCUGGGCCAGCUCAGUUGGAGAGGGCUAAUCGCUCUGUUUAUAUUUAUGUUUUCCAAUAUCCCAGUAAAUCCAUGUAUAUGCUCACUAUAUUUAAUAACCACAACUAGAGAUCUCCAUGGUCAAAGUACUGCCUUUGCAGAGGAGCCUGUUUCUAAAGAAACCCAUGCUGUGAAGUAAACUCGCUACUGUCAUAUGAACAGUGACACCAACCACAUCGGAAGUCAACAAAAGGAAGUAGAACUUAAGAGUGUCUGAGGAAUGUAUGCAGUAUCUAGGGGGGGAAAUGACCCGUAGGCUUUGUUUUGUCUCAGUACAGACAUCAUGUUUCUGCACUUUAGACUAAAGCAUGGAAGAAAUUAUCUAAGUAGGCAAUCAAAACUCUCUGAAAAUAAUCCACUUCAGAUCUGAUAUAGGGCAGUGAUGAUUGUCUCAUUAAAAAAAGAAGAUGUUCUGUUGAGAUAUUGCUUUUUUUCUAUGCUGAUUCAUACCUAAAUUGGGUGAUUAUUUUAGCUGACAGUGGUACUGAUUUUUUUUUUCAGGUUAGUUGCUUUGUGGAUUUCUUUGGUAGCGACAGUAGACUGAAACACAUUUAGAUAACCCAACUAUGUAAUGUAUGUGCAUACGUGUAUACAGACACACUAAUGGUAGAUUGCUCUUUCAUGUGCUAGACUAUUAUAUUUCAUAGUAUUUCCUUGUAACUAACCAAUAUCACAGCUUUUGAAGAUUAAAAAUCACAAUAGUAUAUUAAUAUUUCAUAUUUGCCAGUAGAAACAUGGAAGUUAGGUAUAGAUAUGUUUUCAAUGUCCAAUGACUUAUAAGAAAAAAAAAUUGGAAAAAAAGAGCUUACAGGUGUCAAAAUUAGUUGAAACUUCUUAUAAGACAUAGUAUUUCGUUUGUAACUGAGGGCAGUCUUGAAGUCCAGUGUGAAUUUUAUUAAGUCUACCAUCUGGACAAAGCUCAAAUCCUGCUUAUUUGUGACCGUGAAGUUUGUCCCCUCCCCCCCCAAAAAGUUGACCUGCAUGAUAUCUAAGAUGUCUCCUUUCUCUACCACUUAGAGCCAAACAUUUUGGUGACUAAUGCACAAAUUAGAAUUCAUGUAGAUGUCUAAAGAAAGACCAACUUUGCUCAUGUAGAAGCAGGCAGGUAAAGCGAGCAAAAGCAUGGCAGUCCUACACUUACGGACUCACGCUCUUUAAAUUAAAAUGUUCUGCCUUUAUUGGUACUGUCAUAAGUUGAUAAUAUCUUGAAAUCUGAAAAAUAUAUGUAAAUUUUAAUAGUUUUACUCCCCCCCCACCAAGGGUCUUUAGGGACUCAUCAUUCAGAUACCAGAUCCUGUUUCAGCUUAUGACUUUCUUCUUCCCAAUAGAUAAAAGGAAAGUACUCUAGCAUCUUACAAAAAUGUUCUUAUCUAGAACAUUUUGUGCAUACAGUGUCAUUGUACAAACUCAUACCUCAGCUGACUUAACCAAAAUUAUCUUAGUCUCCAUUCCUUCCACAGUAGGAGAGCCUCUAAAAUUUCCAAUCCACAACUUUCUUUUCAAGAGGAAAGGGUUAGCUUGAGGAGCAACCACAGCCUUGAAAAGUCUAUUUUUUCCCAUGAAUUAGUAAGAGUUAGUUGGAUUCCCUAGCUUUUUGCAAACUUGGGCCAAAGGAAGGAAAGCCACUAAGACUACACAAGUCAUCUACCCAUGACAGAGUAGACACAGGUCUAUGACACGAUGAAUAGGAUGCACAUGGCACACCCAUGGAAAUGACUUCCAUCAUUGGGGUAAAACGGAUCAAAGCAGACGCUGAGGGGCCAUGGUCGAGUUAACAAAGGCCUUCUCCAGCUAUCUCACAGGCUUUCUGUGUGUUGUGUUUGCUUUUAAGAAAGUUCAGAGUCGCGAAAUGACUGUUUUGAUCCUUUUAUUCCAAUAUUUGGAUGACAAUGAGUUUUAGGGUAGAAUUUUCUCCAUUUGGAUUUAAUCUUUGAAGAAGCAAAUUCCUCAUUUACUUGUUUGAUUACAGCUCUCUGUUAUCUGUAAGAGAGGAAACUGCAAGCUGACUAGCGUGUUCUGUGAAUCUGCCAUCGUUAAAAACGUUGCAACACUUAAUAUUUCUCACUGAUAAAUGAUCGCUGCAAUAAAAAAAAUAUAUUGUGAAAAUGCAUCCACAAUAAAUGGAAUUCUUCCAGCCGUCUCUGCCUCA